This is a messenger RNA of Haliotis rubra (blacklip abalone), 1871 nucleotides long. Its product is annotated as AP-4 complex subunit mu-1-like. Gene Ontology annotation, biological process: Golgi to lysosome transport; protein targeting. Gene Ontology annotation, cellular component: trans-Golgi network; clathrin adaptor complex; cytoplasmic vesicle. The record is from RefSeq and is a predicted model, not a curated record. NCBI's taxonomy places the organism in Eukaryota, Metazoa, Mollusca, Gastropoda, Lepetellida, Haliotidae. The transcript has 13 exons. Bases 123 to 1547 code for a protein of 474 amino acids.
GUCGUGGAAUCGUUACACCGAUCGGGAUAAAAACUGAAGUAAAUGGUUGUAUUUUCCGUGUAAGUGUACAGGAACAUUUGCCGUCAAUCUCGAGAAUUCUCGUUGCAGACGAGAUUUCCGGAAUGAAAUGCCCGGAUGACUGCAGACGAAAACAGGUGCUCGAACGAUAUGUAAAAUUAAAUGUUUUUGUUAUUCAAGACGAGGUUGCCUUGUAUGGGGUUGUCAUGAUUUCUGAAAUAUGUGUUCUUUCUCCAGUUUACGAGCCACUUUUGAAGAAAACAUAUCGAAAGGAUCACAUAAAAAGCAACACAACUGAUGUCUUUGUGAAGAAACUUAACCAGGAUGGUAGGAAUCUACAGCCUCACUUUAAGGAUGACAAUGUCUUUUACUUCUACAUUCAGAGAAAUAACAUAAUUUUCUUUGCAACAUCAACAUCUGAACUAUCUCCAGUUGCAGUGAUAGAAAUACUCAGCAGAUUAUAUCAUGUUUGCAAGGACUUCUGUGGAACAGUGUCAGAAAAUUCUAUCAAAAGCAACCUGUUGCUUUUAUACGAAGUACUGGAUGAAAUGCUGGACUAUGGGUUUGUUCAGCUUGCAAGUACGGACAAGUUGAAACCUUACAUCAGUAGUGAACCAGUUGUCAUAGAAACAAGCAGAUCAGCACAAGAAGAUGUGGCGGCUAGACUUCUUGGAAUUGACAGCAGGGUCGUGCCCUUCAGUGCAGCAAACAAGCCAGUAAUCCGAUCUCAAGCAGAUAUGGAGAACCGGCGGAAUGAAGUGUUUGUUGAUGUUGUUGAAAGGCUGACAGCUGUUGUCGACUCCAGUGGAGUUGUGAGUCGGAUGGAGAUUAAUGGUUCGGUCAACAUGAAGAACUUCUUGAUUGGCAGUCCCCUGAUAAAAAUAGCAUUAAACGAUGACCUGGUUGUGCACCAGGAGGGUCAGUUGAAAGGUCUUGGACAAAAUGUCCAGCUUGACAGGUGUCAUUUUCACCAGUGUGUCAAACUUGAUGAGUUUGACAGUAACAGGAUCCUGAGGAAUGUGUUCUCUAUCAUGACAUACAGUGCUAAUGGGGAGUUUCCUAUAACUGUCCCUCUCAGAGUGAUGACAUUCCUGUCCGAAAUCAAAGGUAGCAGAGAUGUUGACAUGACUGUGAGGCUCAAGUGUGAGGUCCCUGCCAACUGCCAAUUUGUGUACAUAGCAGUCAAGAUAAACAUUCCAAAAUCAGUCACAAGCAUGUCCCAGAGCCUCAGUGGGCCUAAUCAGACUGCAGACUUGAGGAGAGAGGAGGGGGUGAUAUCUUGGAAGAUGAGGAAAUUGCCAGGGGCCACAGAAGCUAUUGGAAAAUUCAGGUUGAUCAGUCAAGGUGGAGACAAGAUAAACAAGAAGGAGAUUGGCCCCCUCAUUGUGGACUACGAGGUGUCGGGAUACACGUGCACUGGCCUACAGAUCCGCUACAUGAGGGUGUAUGACCAGGAACACUCCUAUGUGCCAUUCCGGUGGAUACGAUACAUCACUGUCACAGAAUCCUACAUUGUUACACUGUCAUGAAGUACCAGCCUGUAAAUGAUUUUCAGUUAUGGAGCGGUGGGGUAGCCUAGUGGUUAAAGCGUCCGGGUUCGAUUCCCCACAUGGGUAUAAUGUGUGAAGCCCAUUUCUGGUGUCCCCCGCCGUGAUAUUGCGGGAAUAUUGCUAAAAGCGGUGUAAAACCAUACUCACUCAUUCACUCAGUUAUGGACUGAUCAAAAUUUGACAACAUCAGCACUAAAAUUUGUCACUAAAACAUCCAAAUGGACUCACAUAACCCCAAUCCUCCAGAGUCUGCAUUGGCUGCCGGUUGAAGCCAGAAUUCAUUUCAAGAUCUGCACUCUUGUU